Molecule: messenger RNA, 4614 nt
Organism: Seriola aureovittata
Lineage: Eukaryota; Metazoa; Chordata; Actinopteri; Carangiformes; Carangidae
Product: serine/threonine-protein kinase PAK 2-like
Exons: 15
Coding region: 903-2453 (516 amino acids)
Biological process (GO): regulation of axonogenesis; protein phosphorylation; intracellular signal transduction
Cellular component (GO): cytoplasm
Molecular function (GO): protein serine/threonine kinase activity; ATP binding
Source: RefSeq, a predicted model, not a curated record
AUUCAAGUACUCACUCUGCAGAAAAAAUAGUGUUUCUAUUAUUUUGUCCAUCUCAUUUAUAUUGGUGAAUGUAGGUCAAAUCGCAGAAACACGUCUCAGUAUAAUGCAGCUAACCCUAAACUACAAUCUCCAAAAUGAUCACACAGUUGAACCAACACCUUUCAGAAACAGUUUCAAGUAAAAACGGAUCAUUAUAACUUUCAUAAAGGAGGAUUUACUACAGGACUGGUGUAUUAGACUGCAUUAGUUUUCUGGCAACUGGUUGUGCAUACAUGAAUCUUUAAAUACAGUUUGACAGUUUAAGUCCAGUGGUUCUCACCCUGGGGGUAAGGCCCCCCAACAAAAGGUGACAAUAUAAUUUCUCUCCAUGUUUUUCGGCAAUUCAACCCUCUUUGAGCCUCAAACAGUUAUUUGAAUUAAACCAUCUGAGAAGUGUAUAAAAGGGAAAUGUCUCUUUGGUGGAACUGCUGCCAACCUAUAAACAAGGGGACCCAAGACAAUGUUUUUUGUUAGGGAUCACAAGCCAAAAAGGUUUAUGAACCACUGGAAUAGUUCAUAACAAAAUACUGUAGUUUACAGGCUUAUAAUAGGUUCUUUUAUGUAAAAUCAUAAUCUGAAAAGUAGAUAGUAAACUGUCACACACUCAGUUCUCUUUCUCCGUCUUACUGCGCUCAUACCAUUCUCAGUCACCCACUCAAUCUAAGACGCUCUUCUCUCUCUCUCUGUCUUACUGCCUCCUUUCCUUCCUCAUUCAUCUGUAAACGUGAACGAGACUCAACACGUCACUUUGACCAUUCAGCCUCGCUUCCUGCUCUCACACUCUGUGUUCCCUGCGCUACAGCACUCAGUGCUGCUCCACAGAUUGCGGCCUGGAUGGAUUAGUUAGGUGUACGUGUGUGUAGAUGUGUGACAGCGGAGUGUGUGAGGACAAGCCCCCCGCCCCCCCUGUCAGGAUGAGCAGCCAAGGAGGAGGAGCCAAGGACACCCAGUCAGCCAAUCACAGCUCUCGGCCGCUGCCGUCUGUACCGGAGGAGAGGAAAUCCAGAAACAAGAUCAUUUCCAUGUUUGCCUCUGAGAAAGGAGGCAGGAAGAAGGACCGGGACAAGGACAGACCUGAGAUAUCCUCCCCGUCGGACUUUGAACACACCAUCCAUGUGGGUUUUGAUGCCGUCACUGGAGAGUUCACUGGCAUGCCGGAGCAGUGGGCCCGUCUCCUUCAAACCUCUAACAUCAGUAAAUCAGAACAGAAACAGAAUCCUCAGGCCGUCCUCGACAUUCUCAAGUUCUAUGACUCCACCAGUGGAAAACAGAAAUACCUCAGUUUUUCCGCCUCGGAUAAAGACUCACAGUCGGGUAAGCAGGGUACAGUGACCUCCCCGUCAGGUGGCAAGGAUGGUGACGAUGAUGACGAUGACGAUACGCCACCUCCAGUUGUGGCCCCACGGCCAGAACACACAAAAUCAGUGUACACGAGGUCGGUGAUAGAUCCACUCCCUGCUCCAGAGGGAGAUGCCGCCUCGAAGGCAGCUGACAAACAGAAAAAGAAGGGAGGCAAAAUGACUGAUGAGGAGAUCAUGGAGAAACUAAGAACUAUUGUCAGCAUUGGAGAUCCUAAGAAGAAAUACACUCGCUAUGAGAAGAUCGGCCAGGGGGCGUCUGGCACUGUUUACACAGCCAUAGACGUUGCCACAGGACAAGAGGUGGCCAUCAAACAAAUCAACUUGCAGAAGCAGCCAAAGAAAGAGCUGAUUAUCAACGAGAUCCUGGUUAUGAAGGAGCUGAAGAACCCCAACAUUGUCAAUUUCGUAGAUAGUUUCCUUGUAGGAGAUGAGCUAUUUGUGGUGAUGGAGUACCUGGCUGGUGGCUCCCUAACUGAUGUCGUGACGGAGACGUGCAUGGACGAGGCUCAGAUCGCCGCUGUGUGCAGAGAGGUCCUUCAGGCUCUGGAGUUUCUACACGCCAACCAGGUCAUCCACAGAGACAUCAAGAGUGACAACGUACUGCUGGGAAUGGACGGAUCGGUCAAGCUCACUGACUUCGGCUUCUGUGCCCAGAUCACUCCGGAGCAGAGCAAACGCAGCACCAUGGUGGGGACUCCAUACUGGAUGGCUCCAGAGGUGGUGACCAGGAAAGCCUAUGGACCCAAAGUGGACAUUUGGUCUUUGGGGAUCAUGGCCAUAGAGAUGGUGGAGGGAGAGCCUCCAUAUCUCAACGAGAACCCUCUCAGGGCAUUGUAUUUAAUUGCCACCAAUGGGACUCCUGAGCUGCAGAGUCCAGAGAAGCUGUCCCCUGUCUUCAGAUCCUUCCUGUCCCGCUGUCUGGAGAUGGACGUGGAGAAACGAGGAUCAGGCAGAGAACUGCUACAGCAUCCAUUCCUGAAGCUGGCCAAGCCUCUGUCCAGCCUCACCCCGCUCAUCCUGGCAGCCAAGGAGGCCAUGAGGAGCAACCGCUAAAUCCCAGUCUCUAAAGACUUUAAGACCUAACGCCAAUGACAUCCAAACCAGCCAGCAUCUUCUACUGGUCUACGUAUGGUGGUCAUCAGACCUGCUAGUGUUUGUGUUUUUUCAAAAGGGUCAUAAAAUGCAUUUCCACUCAUCCCAGUGUUUCUGUACUGAAGCCAUAUUUAUCUUACCUUUCAGCCUCAGUUCAAAUCUGCAUAAGGCCAUAGUGUGUUCUCUAUUUGUUGCUGCAAAUGCUGGUUAUUAUGCAUAUCUGGAAUGUGGGAUUAUUGUUGCACAGGUUCAAGACUUUUUACACACCAAGGCUCACAUUCACAAAGGAUCUUAUCUUACCACUGGGAGUCCCCCCUAAAGUCACUAAAAGCUCCUAUUGAGAGUUUCCUCUUAAGAGCAGUUCACAAAGCUCCUGAGAGUUGCUUUUACAGAGGAAAUGAGGAACUCCUUAGAGGAAGAGAAGGGACAGGGGGGGCUAUGGUAAGCUAUGGAUGACAUCAAUGCUGUGUCUCAACUCCAUACUACAUACUAAUUAUAAGCAGGCCAUGUUUAUGUUGUAUGUUCCUACUGAAAAGUGCCGAAAUAAACUUAACUAUACUCAAAACAGUCAGUAUGCUGACUUAAAAAAAAGACCCCUUGAUUUCUCAGUGUGCUGUUGAUGAACACUACUUGCUUACAAUGCAAUGCACAAAGGAAAUGGAGGAGCUGCGCAUAGCUGGAAAAAAACAAACAGAAAAAAACUGUUAUAUGUUCUGCUGUUUCUCUGUGAAGUUUAAUUGGAGGUGGUAUUUUAUUCUUGGUGUGAUUGACAUCACAAUUUCCAGUAAUGAUUAAACAGUUAAGUAUGUUGAUUUACCAUAUACUAACUGCAAAGACAGUGUACUAUAAAGAUUAGUAUGUAGUAUAUACUGUAUAGCAGUAGCAUGUAGUAUGAAAUUGGGACAUAGUUUAAGUUUCAUGAAUGAGCUUGUUAGCUAAAUGAAAUAUAUUAUGUAUAAUUUCCCCAAUUAUACAGGAACACAAGAACAAAUUCAAUUGAAUAAACAUAGAUGGAUCUAAUCUUCACUUCACAUUAUCUCAUUUGAAUAAAUUUUUGAGGCCCAGCAAGGUAAAAGUAAAUGUUUGUUUUCCACAAAAAAGGGAAAUAUUUGAGAUAAGAAUUUAAAUUUAAAUGAAUCAUUUAUCAAAAUAGUUUAAUCAAUUAAUCAUAUCAACUCUACUUGGGAUUGUUUGAGAUUAAAGUUUUAUGACAUGAGCGAACUUGUUCAUCAUGAGGAAUCUAGAAUUUUGGUGUGUGGAGAGAAUGGAACUUUUGCAACUGGUUUCCAUGGCUGCUGUUGCUGUGGUUACAUGUGCGCAUUCUGACGGGGGUCCAUUAGGUCUGAAAGCAGCCUGGAAAACUACAGUGUACUAAAGUUGUGCUGCACUGUGGCCUGGCAUGGGACAGUGCAGUCUUUGUGCAGUGGAAAAGCCAUACCAGUGUCCUGGUUUGACCCUGUAUCUCAGUGAAAAUCAAGCCAUUCCAGUAAAAGGGUGGGAUUCAAGUUUUAGAUUUUUUUUUUUUUUUUUCUUUUUUGCAGUCUGUUUUUGCUUUUAUUAUUUUCUAAUGGUAGAUGAAAAAUGUCAGUGGUUUCAACCUUCUGGUGGCUGUUUAGGCACCAAAAUACACACUAUCAUCAUCUCGACUCAGACUCCAUACGCCUCUGCUAUCAAAAUCCCUCUUCAGGCUCUUCUACAAACUAUGCAAACUAUGAACACUGAAAAAUGCCUUGAAUGCUCGGGCUUACUGUACCUGCCACAUUUCUCUCAAUUUGAUGCUUUGUCUGGAUAUUCUGUUUGUCUUUAUCUCUGCCUUUUGCAAUAGAAGCCUUACUGGCAGUGUGUUGGGGUGAGUACAACACAAAUACUGUAUGAAAUUGUCUGUUGAACUGGAGGAAGACUUUGCAUUUUUUGUAUAUUACAUAUUGGUAAUGUCCUGUAUUUUUUUUUUUUUUUUAACGGCUUUUAAAAAGUAUGUAUAUCAUUGUUUUAUAUUUGUAACUAACACAACAGAAGACAUUUUUUUAGCAUGUUUUUGUGUACCAAUUCAUCCUCAGUUCCCUGAACUGUGCCAUUAUGAACUCCAAAUCAUAAAAUGUAUUGAUAAGCCUGAGAAACUCGA